AUGGUGGAAGAGCUGACUGAUCGUGAUAGCUCUGAAAUGCCUUGUGGCUAUGAUGAGGACUUUGUGAGUCCUAUUGACGAAGAUCUGCAAUGUUCAAUUUGUUAUUUGCCUUUACGAGAACCGGUUCUCAGCAGAUGUGGUCACAGAUUCUGCAGGGAAUGUCUCGACCGACACAUUGCGAGGUUUGUUACUCUUCUUUUUUUUUCGCUUAAAAAGAAAAAAAUAAAUAAAUAAACCCCCAAUAAAUUGGUGCUCUGUGGAUCGAGAAUUAAUGUUUCCUUCGGGUCAGUGGUUUUGUUAGGGGCAAAUGCAGUAGCUCGAGAUGAAAAUAUUGCGGUUUAUGUUUACCCCCGGGGGGCACUCGUGGGAAGUCGGGUAGAGCUGUGCCGCCGAGGCCUUCAUCUCUCGACCCUGUUUAAGACAAAAAAUUACAGAGGACGCUACUUUCUAACCCUGAUUUGUUUUGUUUUGCUUUGCAUACAGAAUUAAGCAAUUUUUCGCACUAAAAUCGUGGAAAGAGUUAUUUAGGAAAAAGAAAUAUUGGUAUUGCAAAUGUCGACCGCUCAUGCUCAUCUUAAGUUUUCACACUCUUUGAAAGGCUUUUAGUCCAAAAAGACACUCUGUGACCCUUAAUAGUGUAUAAAAAACUUUCAAAUCCCUACCCUGUUUUGCAGCACAUACCCGUAUCGGCCAAAUAAGGUAGUUCCCCCCCUGGGGUUUAUUCUCUGUUUUUGUUUUUAAUGUCUCCUUUAACCUUAUCAGUGAUAUAGGAUUAUGAAUAAUCUGAAUUGAUGUCUUAAUACUUGACUUAUUCAUAACCUUAAUUUUCCCUUAAUUUUUAUACUUCUUGCUAUCCAAUGACUGGGUUUCAUUGCACAUUAGUUUAUUGCUGCUUUUACUUUUUUUAUUGUUUAUUUACAUUUUUUAUUUAACGUUUGACCACCUACCAGUCUUAUCAUGUUGCUUGUAUGCCCUCAUUGAUUUGGAUCAUGUAUUUUUUUACAGGUAUUACUGUACUUUUCAAGCUGUAGAAAGUGAGAGUUUUUUAACUGUGUUUAUGGUCAACUAGCUCAGAUAAGCAGAUAUCGCUACGGUAUUCCUAAUUUUGCCCACGUGAAAAAGAACUGUUGUCUCCCAAUAACUCGAACCCUCACAAACUCAAAACUUACGUUAACUUGAGCCAAAUUCAAUUUCCCCUGGAUUUCCUCCAUACAAUGUAAUUUUACCCUCGGUAACUCAAAUCCUCGAUAACUCAAACCCCACUAACUCGAUCGAAGUAAUUUUUGUUUCCCUUCAGAUUAUUUAUACAAUUUUACCCUCGAUAACUUGAACCAUGUUUUAAGCAUCUGACAAGUCGGAAAAAAAACGGUGUACCAGUGUACAGAAGUAAAAGUACCAAAUUUAUUUCAAAACAACUGUAUCAAUUCUUUGUCGUUACUUUUUUUGUUCUCGUCCAGUUCAGGUUCAGCGUCUAUCCCUGUGAAGUGUGCAUGAUACUUGCAUUCCCUCCUCAUCUAUUUGCUUAUUUGCCUACUUCUGGUUAUUUGGUUCGAACUCCCGCUUAACUCAAACUUUGUUCGAUUUCCCUAGUUAUCGGGAGUCACCUGUAUUUUCACUGGAAUGAUCACUUCUUGGCUCAAAUUAGCAUUAUUUCAUGAUCAAUACUUUCGUAGAAAAUCUUCAAUUUUUUUGUCUUUUUAAGUAUCAAGGAUACAUAAUGUAGAUUAAAAAUUUUUAUCAACAGGCAGAAAAGUCAACAGCAAGUUUUCAACUGUCCUGUUGAUCGAGAGGGGCUUACACACUGUAAGGUAAAAUAUCACAUUGUAGAAACUAUUUAUGAACCGAUUGCUAUAUACAUAAUGAGAUAUAGCUACUUAAAACCUAUUUCUGAAACUCUCAUGACGCAAAUAAGUUCUGGCCACUCAGAAAAGAGAACUAUGUGUUUUACACAUAAGAAGAGUUGUAGGUGCAAUCAGAGUAAUUAUUGUGAACAAUGUUUUUUAACAAGUGAGAAUUAAAAUAGUACACCCAAUGAAAACGCACAGAGGUGUGUGUGCGUUUUGCGCCAAGUGCCGUGCUUUGCGAGUUGCUUCAGCUAUCAUUGAAUGAGAAUAUAUAUUUACACCACAAAAUGCCAUAAAUGGUACCCUUUACUAUUAAUGUCAUUUUCCAGAUAUCGUAUAUGUCUUCAAAAUUUGGUCAUCCCUUGUUGCUAAUGAAAAUUAAAUGGUCAGGGAUCCAAGCCAAUCAGAAAUGUUUUGAAUAUAUAUAGUAAUAAUACUUCUUGGAUAUGAUGUGUAUGUUAACUACAGGUCAAAAUUAAAUUCAAACCUAAGUUCUCAAUCUCCUUUGUUUCCAGCUAGCCCUAAUUAUUCAUGACUUAGGGCCAGGACACAAAGGAAAUUCAGAAUCAACCUAGGUUACAAAAUUUCAACCUGAAUUUAAUUUUAACCUGUAACAUGUAGAUUCUGAUUGUGCAGACGAUCGUUAUCUUAAUGUGAGGAAAAUAAUUUAUGACAAAAAUAAUUCAGGAAAUUAUUUAAAAUGCAAAAACUGAUCAGAUGAUAUAAAUCUGAAUAAUUUUUUGUAGGAUAUCUUCCCUGAUAAAGCAACUGGGAGGAAGAUUCUGUCCUUAUUCAUAAGAUGUCCAAGUACUGGAUGUGAUUGGACUGCUGAACUGAGAGAGAAAAAGGUGAGAAACAAUGCGAAUUCAUUUUUAUAA
Molecule: messenger RNA, 2722 nt
Organism: Porites lobata
Lineage: Eukaryota; Metazoa; Cnidaria; Anthozoa; Scleractinia; Poritidae
Source: the annotation of a GenBank genome assembly